AUGAAAAUUAUUAAUAAUUUUCAAAAAGAAAAACUAAAUAAUCAAGCAAAAAAUAAAUUAAUACAACAAAAUUUGUCUUUUGAUGAUUUAGACGGAAUAGAGCCAUCAAUUCCAAUAGAUUGGUUAAAACCUAAGAAUGAAGAAUUAAAAAUCACAAAAAGGACAAAAAAUGGAGUUCGUCCUUGGUCUGCUUAUGCAUUGUUUUUUCGUCAAGUACAAACAGAAAUACGUUCUCAAUGUGGAAAUAUUUCUUUUGGGGAAUUAUCAAAAACAAUUGCAAAUAAAUGGGAAAAAAUGGAGAAAAAAGAGAAAAUGGUUUACACUGAACAAUUAAAAGAAUGUAGACGAAGAUUACUUCGAACAAAAGCUAAAGUUUAUACUUUUCAAUUAAUCUUUGGAGAAGGAAAUAAUAAAAAGGAAGGAAACAACAGAGAUUAA
This is a messenger RNA of Meloidogyne enterolobii, 438 nucleotides long. The record is from the annotation of a GenBank genome assembly. Lineage: Eukaryota; Metazoa; Nematoda; Chromadorea; Rhabditida; Meloidogynidae.